UAUCACCUGUUGGUGUCUACUUGACGCUGGUCCAGAAAGCAAGCAUGGGUUUACUAGACUAGUCCACCGUGGAGAGGCUCUGAAACUCAAAGUUACAGUCCGGUAGUGCAACCUGUUGCUCGGACACUUUUGAGGCAGAAUGUCGUGGCUCUUCGGCUGGGGGAAGAGCUCCAGCACGCCGCCGCUGGAGGAGCAGAUACGGGCUGCUGCAGCUGAAGGAGCCGGCGGUGCAGCAGGAGGCUCCGGGGGAGACAAACCAGGAGACAAGUGGAGCAACUUUGACCCGACUGGACUGGAGAGAGCUGCAAAAGCUGCAAGAGACCUCGACAAAUCAAGACAUGCCAAACAAGCACUGGAUCUGGCUCGCAUGCAGGAGCAGACUGUACAGCUGGAGCAUCAGAGUAAAGUGAAAGAAUAUGAGGCGGCUGUGGAGCAGCUGAAGGGCGAGCAGAUCCACCUCCAGGGCGAGGAGCGACGCAAAACACUGGCAGAGGAGACAAAGCAAAACCAGGCUAGGGCACAAUAUCAAGACAAACUUGCCAGACAGCGGUAUGAUGAUCAGCUGAGGCAACAGCAAUUCCUCAACGAGGAGAACCUUCGCAAACAAGAGGAAUCGGUUCUGAAGCAAGAGUCCAUGAGAAAAGCUACCAUCGAACAUGAAAUGGAGCUGAGACACAAGAAUGACCUGCAUCGCGUUGAAGCGGAGGCCAAAGCCCGCGCCCACGUGGAGCGGGAGAACGCAGACCUGAUCCGGGAGCAGAUUCGCCUGAAAGCUGCUGAACACCGACAAACUGUCCUUGAAUCUAUAAAGACGGCGGGAGCGGUGUUCGGGGAGGGAUUCAGGGCCUUCGUCUCUGACUGGGACAAACUCACCGCCACGGUCGCUGGGUUGACCUUGUUGGCGGCAGGAGUGUAUACUGCCAGGAACGCCACGGCGGUGGGCGGGCGCUUCAUAGAGGCUCGUCUGGGCAAACCGUCGCUGGUCCGAGAGACCUCCAGGAUAACUGUGGCAGAGGCCAUCAAGCACCCAAUCAAGACAACCAGGCGUCUGAGAAGCAGACCGCAGGACGCCUUGGAAGGCGUGGUGCUCAGCGCAGGGUUGGAGGGGCGUGUGAGGGACAUUGCCAUCGCCACUCGUAACACCAGGCAGAACCGAGGCCUGUACAGAAACAUCCUGAUGUACGGACCUCCUGGAACUGGAAAAACACUCUUCGCCAAGAAACUGGCUCUCCAUUCGGGGAUGGACUUUGCCAUCAUGACAGGUGGGGACGUGGCACCCAUGGGGCGCGAUGGAGUCACUGCCAUGCACAAGGUGUUUGACUGGGCCAGCACCAGCAGGCGAGGAGUCUUGCUGUUCGUAGAUGAAGCUGACGCGUUCCUGCGUAAGCGUGCCACAGAGAAAAUCAGUGAGGACCUGAGAGCCACCCUCAAUGCAUUCCUCUACCGCACCGGGGAGCAGAGCAACAAGUUCAUGCUGGUGCUCGCUAGUAACCAGCCGGAACAGUUCGACUGGGCCAUUAAUGACCGCAUUGAUGAGAUUGUGAACUUUGCGUUACCUGGUCUGGACGAGAGGGAAAGACUGGUGCGCAUGUAUUUCGACAAAUUUGUGCUGGGUCCUGCCACUACAGGGAGACAGAGAUUAAAGUUGGCUCAGUUCGACUAUGGCCAGAAGUGCUCAGACAUUGCGGCGCGAGCAGAAGGCAUGUCCGGUCGUGAAAUCUCCAAACUUGGCGUGGCCUGGCAGGCUGCUGCAUACUCUUCAGAAGAUGGAGUCCUGACCGAAGCGAUGAUUGACGCAAGAGUUGAUGAUGCCAUCAAGCAGCACGCACAGAAAAUGGACUGGCUGCUGAUGGAAUCAGGUGCGGGGGUUGGCAAAGUCGGCGUGCUCCUCCCUAAGGAAAUGGCUGCAGGAAUCGCAGCCCAGGAAGCUGCUUCACUCGCACAAACCGAAGAUACAGCACCGACUGUACAACAAGUCCUUCCACUCCUCGAGGUUGUGAGCAACGCUGUCCAGGCGGAAGCUCUACCUACAGAAGUGGAGGCAGGUGCUAUCCUCACAGAGGCCGCCUCUUUAGUUAAAGAGAGUGAAGCGGUUGCUGCGAUGACCGUAGAAACUCCAGUCCUGAGUGAAACCAUUGUUGAGACGGCUUCUGCUGUCCCGUUGGUGCAGGAGGUCGAAGCCAUCAAGGACCUGACAGAGGAGGUUGUUCUAGGCACAGCUGUAGCUGCAGACACUGUUGUUCCUGAGGUGAAGGAUAUCGCCUCUGAGGUUAAAGAGGUUGAGGGUAUACCAGCUGCAGCCGUCCAGGAGACUGCUGCUGUGAGUAAAGAAGAGCCACCUGCUGAUGUAGCUGUUCAAGAGGCCAUCGAAGUAGUCAAGGAGGAUGUUGUAGCACACUCGGAAACGUCAGUCUCUGCUGUUGCUCCGGAGAAGGAAUUAGAGGUCUCUAAUGUUGUCCAGGAGUCAGAGGCUGCAGUAGCUGGACUCUCCCAGGAGACCGUUGUCCAAGAAACUGAGUCGGCUGCCGAGGAAGUAGCGACUGAUGCUGCAAAGGUUGUCGAGGAAAUUGCAACCAAUGUUGCCCAAGUGUCCGAGUCCCUUGCAAACAUUGUAAAAGAGGCUGAAGCAAUAACAACUGACGUGGCCAGGGUGGCCGAUGCCGUAGUAACCAUCACCGAGGAGAUAGAGGCAGUCAUCACCAAGGAGGCUGAAGCGGUGGAAAGUGAUGUCGUCAAGGAGCCAAUUGAGGUUGUAGCGGAAACAGCAUCUGAAACAUCAGAGGCUACUAAAGAGGUUGAAGCGGUAGUGGCAGAUGUGGUGAAGGAGUCUGAGGGUAUUGCCGCAGAGGUUAUUAAGGAGGUCGAACCUGCGAUGGCUGAGACCGCCGCCAAGGAAGCUGAAGUCUUCUCAACUGAGUCUGCAAUUGAAACUGAAGCCAAGGAACCUAAGACUACCGCCAUUGACGCAGAGGGUCUGACUUUUGCUACAGAGAUCGCCAAGGAAGCCGAAGUCGCACCUGCAGAGGUUUCUAAGGAAGCCGAAGUCGCACCUGCAGAGGUUUCUAUGGAAGCCGAAGUCACACCUGCAGAGGUUUCUAAGGAAGCCGAAGUCGCACCUGCAGAGGUUUCUAUGGAAGCCGAAGUCACACCUGCAGAGGUUUCCAAGGAACCCGAAGUCGCACCUGCAGAGGUUGCCAUUGAAGCCGAAGUCCUAACAACUAAGGAGACUGACUCUGUGGCUACAGAAGAUGUGAAAAUACCCGAGACCACUGAAGUUGCUGCCAAGGAAGCUGAGGCCAAAACGACGAAGGCUGCAGAGGAGGUGGAGACCGUAGUAACUGAAGUCACCGAUGACACAAACUCAGCAGCAGUUCCCAACAUAGAAACCAAGGCUGAUCCAGAGACCGUCGUAGCGGAACAGUCUGAGAAACUUGAGAAUCCAGCCGGCGAGAAGUCCGCUGCCUCUCAGCCUCCCAGCACUGAAGAAGCUGAACCCAGUCAAACCGAGAAGCCUCUUUCAGACAAACAAAGCGGAGAUGACGACAAACCACAAGCCAAGCCAAAGAAAUGAUCACUUGAAAGCCUCGAUGAGAUGCUAUUGUGAAUGAAGGGCUGUUGUAACUGUUAAACACUUUUUACACCCUCAAGCGUGAAACGUUCACCUUGAAUUCUGUCUACUCUUCUGUCAAUAUGUUUGUAACUCAAUUAGGGCUGUCCUCUUGUGUUUACCAGAGAUGUGCUCAUCAGUUUCUUGGAAAUAAGUCAUUCAGCAUGAAAAAAGCAUGACCGAUUAGUCGACUAAUCGACUAAGAGAGGGCAGCCCUAAACUCAGUUACUGUGUAUGUCAACAUAAAGGUAAUAGUGUGAUUAUGACCUGUAUAUCUGCAAAAGUCUGAGUAAAAUCAUGUGUGGACCA
Sebastes umbrosus (honeycomb rockfish) is the source of this 3916-nucleotide messenger RNA. Its product is annotated as ATPase family AAA domain-containing protein 3-A-like. The transcript is spliced from 16 exons. Gene Ontology annotation, biological process: mitochondrion organization. The record is from RefSeq and is a predicted model, not a curated record. Gene Ontology annotation, cellular component: mitochondrion. Lineage: Eukaryota; Metazoa; Chordata; Actinopteri; Perciformes; Sebastidae. Gene Ontology annotation, molecular function: zinc ion binding; ATP hydrolysis activity; ATP binding. The coding region runs from base 140 to 3571 and encodes 1143 amino acids.